Messenger RNA from Akanthomyces muscarius, 1674 nucleotides. RefSeq lists its product as uncharacterized. Gene Ontology annotation, biological process: amino acid transmembrane transport. The record is from RefSeq and is a predicted model, not a curated record. NCBI's taxonomy places the organism in Eukaryota, Fungi, Ascomycota, Sordariomycetes, Hypocreales, Cordycipitaceae. Gene Ontology annotation, cellular component: membrane. The coding region runs from base 1 to 1674 and encodes 557 amino acids. The transcript has a single exon. Gene Ontology annotation, molecular function: amino acid transmembrane transporter activity.
AUGGAGAAAAAAGUCUCGCACGAGGGCCAUGGCUCCGGCGACAGCUACAACCUCAACAUCGAGGCCUCCCAGCCCGCCGAGACCGCCGAAUUCAACCUCGCCAACAAGCAUGACCAGCUCGAGCGCGGUCUCAAGAGUCGACACAUUCAGUUCCUCGCCCUCGGUGGUGCCAUCGGUACCGGUCUCUUUGUCGGUUCCGGUGCCAUCCUCAGCCAGUGCGGCCCCGCGCCUCUCUUCAUGGCCUACAUCUUCAUGAUGGCCAUUGUCUGGACCGUCAUGAACUGUCUUGCCGAAAUGGUCACUCUCCUGCCCAUGCGCGGCAUCACCGUCCCCUACUUUGUCGAGCGCUUCGUCGAUCCCUCCCUUGCCUUUGCCGCCGGCUGGAACUACUGGUACGUCUACGCCAUCCUCGUCGGAGCAGAAGCCUCCGCCGCCAGUAUAGUCAUCGACUACUGGCCUGGCGCCCGAAAGGUCCACGUUGCCGUCUGGAUUACCGUCGUCCUCUUCGUCAUGCUCUUCCUCAAUAUCAUUGCCGUUCAAUUCUUUGGCGAGGCCGAGUUUUGGUUUGCCAGUAUCAAGCUGCUCACCAUCAUGGGCCUCAUCAUUCUCGGCAUCGUCAUCUUCUUUGGCGGCGGCCCCAAUCAAUCGCAUGUGCGAGGCUUUUAUUACUGGGCUCAUCCAGGGGCCUUUGUGCAGUACAAAGGUGUAGGGGGCUCGACUGGCCGCUUCCUCGCCUUUUGGCACGCCUUCAUCACCGCCGGCUUCGCCUUCAUCACCUCCCCCGAGCUGAUUGCCAUUGCUGCCGGUGAGACUGUCGCUCCUCGUCGCAACAUUCCCAAGGCUGCUCGCCGCUUCGUCUGGCGUCUUGCCAUCUUCUACGGUUGCUCUUCGCUCAUCAUUGGUAUCCUCGUCGCUUCCAACGACGAUCAGCUUCUCGGCGCUCUCGACAGCGGCGCCGGUGGUGCCGCUGCCUCUCCGUUUGUUAUUGGCAUCCAGAACGUUGGCAUCGCCGUCCUCAACCACAUCAUCAAUGCCGCCAUUCUCACCUCUGCCUGGUCGGCCGGUAACUCCUUUCUCUACUCGGGCAGCCGUGUCCUCUACUCCAUGUCACUUACCGGCAAUGCCCCCCGCAUCUUCUCCAAGACGACUAAGCUUGGUGUUCCCUGGGUCGCUGUCCUCACCACCUUUGCUGUCGGCCUGCUCUCCUAUCUCAAUGUCAGCAACUCUGGUGAAAAGGUCUUCACCUGGUUCGUCAACCUGUCGACCGUUUCUGGCUAUAUUGCGUGGAUCAUCGUCAUGAUUACCUACGUCCGCUUCCGCAAAGCCCUCGAGUACAACAACCUCAUGGACAUUCGCCCGUACACGACGCCCCUCCAGCCCUAUGCCAGCUAUUUCAUGAUUGGCCUGGUCAGUCUCAUCACCAUCACCAACGGCUUUCAGACCUUCAUGGCCAAGCCCUUUGUCGCUGCUGAUUUCAUCGCCGCCUACAUUACCAUUCCCAUUGUCGUGCUACUCUACGUCGGUCACAAGAUCUGGUUCAGAACCCGCCUCGCCAUCCCGAUACACGAGAUUGACGUCGUCACUGGCGUCAAGGAAAUGGACGAGCUGGCGCAGAUGGAGGAGGAGCGUGUUGCCAGUAAUGUGUUCCAGAAGGUUUGGUACUGGCUCGCGUAG